AUGGAGUUUCUGUGUUCUACUGGAGGAGAUGUCUCAACCAGGGACGAUCUAGUUGUUGCUACAGCACUGGUGAAAUGCUUUGGAAGUCACAGGAGAAUCAAUGAAGCUGAGGAGGUGUUUGAGAGAUUUCGACUCUGUAGAUUCGACUUGGUGCUCUGGAACGCCAUGGUAUGGGCUUAUGCCGACACCAGCCAUCCCGAAGAAGUUCUGUUCGUGCUGAAAAAGAUGGAUCUGGAAGGUGGUAAGGCUGAUACGUUCACUUUGGGGCUUGGAUCUGGUAGCAGCAGUUAUCAACUCGUACUCCAAGUCCCCCAGAGGCUCGGGCUUGCGAGGAGCGCUUUCGAAGGACUAGCGACGGACAAACGAGAUACAGUUGUGUGGAGCUCCAUGAACAUGGGAUACGCACGAUCAGGCCACAUCCAAGACGCUCUGGAGAUCUUCUCGAAGAUGGAUCAUCCGGACAAGAUCACAAUCGCGCAGGUGCUGGAUGCCUACGCGGAUCUGGCAUGCCUCAGCCAGUGCAAGGCCGCUCAUCGGGAUUUCGUGUCGCCAAACCAAGAGCUCGAGUCGGAGACAAUGGUGGCCAACGCUCUUGUACACAUGUACGCGAAGUGUGGGAGCCUGGACGAGGCCAGGAGAGUUUUCGACAGAAUGAGCUUGCAGUCCAGGUACAUCGUCUUGUGGACUGCCAUGAUCUCGGCUUACGCCCAGCACGGCCGGAGCUCCGAGUCGAUGGAGCUGUUCCAGACGAUGCAGCAGCAAGGAGUGGAGCCGAAUCAAGUGACUUUCAUCAGUAUCUUGAGCUCUUGCAGCCACUCGGGCUUGAUCGAUCAAGCAGCAUACUGUUUCUACAGCAUGGAGCAAGAUCAUAGCUUGGUGGCGUCCCAGAUUGAAUUGCUUUUGAAACUGAAUUGA
Selaginella moellendorffii is the source of this 915-nucleotide messenger RNA. RefSeq names its product pentatricopeptide repeat-containing protein At1g11290, chloroplastic-like. Bases 1 to 915 code for a protein of 304 amino acids. NCBI's taxonomy places the organism in Eukaryota, Viridiplantae, Streptophyta, Lycopodiopsida, Selaginellales, Selaginellaceae. Gene Ontology annotation, molecular function: RNA binding; protein binding. The record is from RefSeq and is a predicted model, not a curated record. The transcript is spliced from 2 exons. Gene Ontology annotation, biological process: RNA modification.